UUUUCAGAAGUUUUCGAGCGCUCGUGCGGAGCAGACGUGGUUUCGUUGUCGUCGCGGUCGCGGUCGGUUCUGGUCCGGAAGUGUCACUUGGUCGUCGCGGGGGUCGUCCUCCGCUAGGGAAGAGGACACCACACUGCCUGCGCGCAUCUGUCACACAGUGGGUGGAAGGACACACCGCCGUCAGAUUUCGUCACGGAUUUUGGUCAGCAAAAUUUGUCGAUUUCUUCUUAGUGAGAUGUGAAUUUUUAGCCGAGAAUCUAGCCGAAAAGUUGGUGGCGAGAGGAAGAAGAAAACAACAACAACAAAAAAAUUGUGUUUGAAGAAAAUGCGAAAAGUGUUGGAAGAAAAGAGAAAAGCAUCAAAAGAGUAUUAAAAAAGUAAAAAUAUCUAUUAAAGUUUAGCGUGAAAGGCAAGAGAGCGAGAGAGAGAGAGGAGGGAAAGGUCGUGAAACACAGUGAAAGAGCCGAAAAUAUGUGUUGUCGCCGUGACAGUCGUGACACGAAGGAGAAGCAGCGAGGGGGGGAAUGAAAAAUGAAGAAGAAUGUUUGGAUCACAUUAUAUAACUUAAAAUAGAAUCCAUCAGAGGUGGCCACGACAAGUGCGAGCGAACGCUCGCGAAGGAGAGAAAACGCGCUCAAACCAAAGCAAGCGUUGUCAUUUUUUUUUUGCGUGUGUGUGUGUGUGUUGCGGGAAGGAAUUUGGAUAAAUAUCCAAGCAUGCUGUGCGUCGCGUCGCGCCGAGAAGCGUGAAAGUCGCGAAAUAGACGCGCGAUACACGGAGGGAAAAAAUGCACGAGAAGAAUUUAAAGAAGAAGAAGGGGAAACGUAACAUCGUUAUCGUUUGAGGUGAAGUGAAGCACGGAGGGAAGAAGAAAACUCUCUCUCUCUCACUGGAUUGAGGCAGAUCUGGGUUGGUGGUUGAGUGAAAAAUCUACACCAAAAAAAAAAGAAAACAUAAAUAAAUAAAAAGAAGAAAACGCAGCUCCCCAGAAUUCAAUUUGUCUGUGUCUGUGAGUGCACACCGGAUUGAACCAAGGCCUGCUACGACGAGCAGAAGAAGGUUGAGACGACGGAAGGAGCCCGUGCUAAAAUCAAGACAAAUUUCAAUCUAGUCGGCCCCGACACACGAGACUCCGGGGAUGGUCCCGGAGGGGGCAAGCGGAGGAGGAGGCAUCACCACCAAACGAGCUCGGAAGAAACAGUUGCCGGUGUAGAGACGGGAAGGAAGCGAGGCUGGAAUUUCGAGCAAAGCCUGCAAGCGAGGAGUAACGAUUUUUGAAAAUAUACAGGACAAAACGGAUUCGUGGCCGGGGGAAAGUGGGGGAAGGGGCGUGGCCGCGGAGGAUCGAGAGACAUGAGUGUCCGAGGAUUUAUAGCAGUGCUUCUGGUCGGAAUCAACGUUAUUGCAGCUGGGACGUCCCUGUUGUUUGGCUGUUGCCUGUUGCUGGCCACGGCCACGGGAACGGUCACAUCCACGACUUCCGCCACGUCGUCGCCGCCGGUCCAGCUGCUCGGUGGAAUUCCGCCGGCGGCCGUCACGGAACCGACGCCCAAUGUGGCCGCCGAGCACAUCAUCAACCUGGAGCGGGACGGCGGCGUCAGCUUCAUCGCCCGGAAGGACAUCCGGCCGCAGCGGGCCGUUCCGCCGGAGUACGCCGGAGCGUCCGCGCUCCCGCACUGCGAGUCCUUCACGAUGGGCAACCCGGACCAGAAGAUGCUGUACAGCCCGGGGGCGCCCGGGAACUACCCCAACAACAGUGACUGCGUCGUGGUGCUCGAGGCGCCCGUCGGGUCCCUGGUCCGGCUGGACUUUCGCGACCAUUUCCACGUGGAACCGUCGGACGAGUGUAAAUACGACUAUUUAGAGAUCCGGGACGGUGCGCACGGGUUUUCUACCCUGAUUGGGAAGUACUGCGGAACGACGUAUCCGCCGAUGAUCACGUCCAAGGAGCGGUUUCUGUGGCUGCACUUUCACUCGGACGAGAACAUCGAGUACGGCGGGUUCGUCGUCGUGUACGAGUACGUGCCGAGGCCGACGUCGUCCAUCUACGACGACGAGGGCUGCCGGAUCGAGGUGUCCGGCCUCCAUGAAGGCUUCCUCAACCGGACGGACGUCCCCCGGGAAAAGGAGCAGACCGUCGUCGAGCACGCCCUCUCGCUUGACUGCAUGUGGGUGGUCACGGUGCCGGACGGAUGGAAGAUUCAGCUUUCGUUCCUAAAGUUCAAGCUGGAAAAACCCAACGACUGCGAGAGCAAUUUUGUGGACGUGUUUACCGAGCGGACCGAUCUGCCGUCGAGAUUGAAAAACUUUUGCGGCUCGAUCGCGGACUCGGUCGUGUCCAAGUCGAACGUGCUGCACAUCCGGUUCUUUGCGGAGGCGGCCGCCAUCAACAGCACCUUCUCGAUUCUGUUUACUGCAUUUAGGGAGAAGGCGGCGGGGGAGACUUGCGAUGAUGACGAGUACGAUUGCGAGGAUGCGACCUGCAUCUCGGCGGAUUUGCGGUGCAACGGGCGCAUCAACUGCCGGUUCCGGUGGGACGAGGACGAGUGUCAGAAACAAGCCCAAGCCCAAUCGGAACACGUGACGAUCAUCAUGGUCGUGUUUGGCCUCAUUUUCGGCAGCAUGGUGAUCGCGUUCGUGAUCAAAAUCGUCCGCAAGAUCGUGCGCGACCACAAAAUCAUCCGCGAGCACAUCCGGCAGUCGCGCGAGAGCAAACUCAACGAGCUGGGCCGGCACUCGACGAAGAAGCCGGUCGACCUGGACAUUACCAAGUUUCCGCCGCCGGCCUUCGACAAGGAACCGCCGCUGAACGUGCUGGAGAACGCGGCCAACAGCUACUACCGGGAGGUCAUUUCACCGUCGAUGGGAGGAGGGGGCGGAGGACCGGGUGGGGAACGUGGAGGGAGUGGGGGAAGUGGCGGAGGGGGUAGUGGUGGUGGUGGGGGAGGGGGGAUGUUUAGCAGUAGCAGUAGGAUAGAUUUGAAGAACGAUGCGAACAUCAUCCGGCAGCAGCAGGAACUGCAGGAUAUUCUGAGGAGCAGCUACCAUGCGGUCGGGGACGCGGGGAUGUGCGACAUGGCGUGUCAGACGAGGGAAUCCCUGUUCCAGCCCGUGUUCAAGAACAAGGUGACCCAAUCGCCCAACCCCAACAGUAUACGCUUCUCGACGUUCGGCUACGAAUCGCCGGGAGUCCCAGGUCAAACACCUCCUCCCUCCUCCCAGCAGCAGCAGCAACAACUGCCCUCCGUAACGCCUCCUCCACCGAAGGUCAAACAUCACCAUCAUCACCACCACCAUCACCAGGGCGGAGGAGGAGGAGGAGGAGGAACGCUCGAUCGGAGUCGGGACCGCAACAAGUUUGAGAUGCAGGACCUCAGCGGGGGCGUUUCGAUUGGGGUGGGCAGUGGCGGCGAGGACGAUCAUCCGGAUGUUCAGCAACAGCAUCAGCACCAUCAGCACCAUCAACAUCACCAGCAUCAUCCGCAUCACCAGAAGGUGGUGCUCGAGCGGGAUCUGCAGCAGCACGAUCCGACGGGGCAGUCCACGAUCCGGAAGUCGGCACCGGACGUGAUCAUCAUGACGUCGUCGCAUUGACUUUAAAGGUUUUUGUAUUUUUUUUUUUUUUUACUUUUGGUUUCAAACACGGAAUCGGUUUCCACCCAUGUUUUUAAGAUUAUUUAUUCGGUUGAACCGGGUUUCGGGAAUAAAAAAAAAUUAGGGGCGUCGGCGGGACGAAAAUGUGUAGUGAAUAUUUUAAACUUUCUUGCAAACUGAGCUAAAAGAGGCGCGCACUGAAGGGGGAGAGCGAAACUGCUGUUGUAAAUAGGUAGAGAAUUUAGGUUGAUUUUUUAUUAAGUUUGAUUUGUGAACAAUGUUAAAACUGGGAUCCGAUUUUCGAGGGGAAAUCUGAGCUUCAAUUGUUGGAAGGAGAAAAUUCUCUCGAGUCGGCGCAAACGGAAACUAAUUGAAUUUGUAGAAACGAAACUGGUUGAAGAGAUUUGCUUUUGUUUGGUGGGGUUCUGCAUUGGUUAGUUUGGUUAAUUUGGUAGUUUUCGUCAAUAUUGUCAUUUUGGUCGCUUAACCCUCUACCGCCUAAAUUUUUUUCUAACAUUUUUAAUUUUCGCCUGUUCAGAAGGUCAUUUUGAGCAACUUUUUUUCUACAAAAAACUUUACCUCUCUUGUUUUAUGUUUUUCUUGUUUUAUUUUUAGAAUUUUAAUUUGCGUUCAUGUUAUUUAGUUUAGGUUUGUUUUUGGUAGUAUUUGGCCUAUUCUGCCACCUAAUAUAAUUAAAUUUUGCCUUUUUAAUUUUUCAUGUUUUUACAGUCACUUUUUCAAUUUUUGCUUGUUUUUCACAAUGGCUCUAGAAUGGCACCAUCAUCAUUUAAAUUGCAAAAAAAUGCGUAGAGGCAUAGUCUGAGACACUACAAAAAUUACUGCAUACUUAUUUUUACUUCAAAUAUAGGAAAUGUUAGUAAAAAACACAGCCAAAGUUGACCCCAAAAAUAAUACAUUUUUAAAAUUAUUGACAAAGCCACUUAGAACAAGUCAAAAUUUUCUAAAAUUUUAAGAGUUCUUCUUUCCAAUGCUUUAUAAAGAUCAAAAAUUGGAUAAAAAUGGAUUUUAUCGAUUUUUCAGGUUAGGUUGUAGAGGGUUAAACGGCCAAAAUGACAAAAUUAACCAAAUUUACUCAGUGUUGUCAUUUUGGUCAUUUUGAUCGUUUUGCUCAUUUUGAUCGUUUUGGCCGUUUUGAUCGUUUUGGUUAUUUUGGCCGUUUUAGCAAAAUUACCAAAACAACCAAAACGAUCAAAAUUAUCAAAAUGAACACAUUAAUCAAAUCUACCAAACGUCCAAAAUGACCAAAACGACCAUAUUGACCAAUAUAACCUAAAUUACCAAAAUUACCAAGCCUUCUCCGGUGGAAUCGCUGGCGGCGGUUGGACUCGCAAUCCAAAGGUCGUCAGUUCAAACACUGGGGUGGAAGGUUCCUUGGAGUAGAAAGAGGUUUGGGUGCUCUCCCCAUUCAAGCCUUCGGACUCCUAGGUUCGAGCAGAAACUUGCAAUAGAGACCACAAAAGACCCGGGGGUCGUUAAUGUGGAUGGUUUGAUUUUUGACCAAAAUUACCAAAAUGUUAAAAACGUCCAAAUGACAAAAUUGGGUAAAUUUAGUAAAUUGUGUCAAUUUGACUAUUUUGGUCGUUUUGUUCUUUUUGACAUUUUGGCCGUUUUGAUCGUUUUGGUAAAUUUGGUCAAUUUGGAUAUAUUAAUAGUUUUAGUCAUUUUGGUAAAUUUAGUCAAUUUGAUCAUUGUGGUCAAUUUGGUAAUUUCAGUCAUUUUUAUCGUUUUAGUCAAUUUGAUCAUUUGGUCAAUAUGGCCGUUUUAGUCAUUUUGUCCAACUUAUUCAUUUUGGUAAUUUUGAUCGUUUUGGUCUUUUUAGUCAUUUUGGUAAAUUUUGUUAUUUUGUCCAUUUUGGUCAAUUUGGUCAUUUUGAUUGUUCAGGUCAAUUUGGCCAUUUUGGUCGUUUUGGUCAAUUUUGUCAUUUUGGCCGUUUUGAUCGUUUUGGUAAAUUUGGUCAAUUUGGAUAUUUUAAUCGUUUUAGUCAUUUUGGUAAAUUUAGUCAAUUUGAUCAUUUUGGUCCAUAUGGUCAUUUUGAUCGUUUUGGCCAAUGUGAUCAUUUUAGCCAUUUUUAUCAUUUUAGUAAUUUUUGCCGUUUUGAUAAUUUUGAUCGUUUGGAUAAUUUGGUCGUUUUGGAAAUAUUGAUCGUUUUAGUCAUUUUGACCGUUUUAGUAAAUUUAGUCAAUUUGUCAAAUUUGUUCAUUUUGGUCAUUUUGAUCGUUUUGGUCUUUUUAGUCAUUUUGGUAAAUUUUGUUAUUUUGUCCAUUUUGGUCAAUUUGGUCAUUUUAAAUGUUCAGGUCAAUUUGGUCAAUUUUGUCAUUUAGGCCGUUUUGGUAAAUUUGGUCAUUUUGGAUAUUUUAAUCGUUUUAAUCAUUUUGGUAAAUUUAGUCAAUUUGAUCAACAAAUUGACCAAAAUGACCAAAAAGACCAAAACGUUCAAAACGACCAAAAUAUCCAAAACGAUAAAAUGUGACCAAAAUUACCAAAUUGGACAAAAUGACUAAAACGGCCAAAUUGACUAAAAUGAUCAAAUUGACUAAAUUUACCAAAACGGUCAAAAUGACUAAAACGAUAAAAAUGGCAUUGGUCAUUUUGGUCAAUUUGGUAAUUUUGAUCGUUUUGACCAAUGUGGUCAUUUUGAUCGUUUUGGUCAUUUUGGUAAAUUUAGUGAAUUUGGUCAAUUUGACCGUUUUAGUCAUUUAGUCCAAUUUGGUAAAUUUGGUAUUUUUUUUAUCUUUUAAGACAUUUUGGUCAUUUUGAUCGUUUUGGUGUUUUUUGUUAAUUUUGGUCAAUUUUGGUCAUUUUGAUCGUUUUGGUUAUUUCGGUCGUUUUAGCAAAAUAACCAAAACAACCAAAACAAUCAAAAUUACCAAAAUAAACACAUUGAUCAAAUCCACCAAACGUCAAAAAUGACAAAAUUGACCACAACGACCAAAACGGCCAAUAUUACUAAAUUAAUCAAAACGGCCAAAAUUACCAAAACGACCAUAUUGACCAAUAUAAACUAGAUGACCAAAAUGUUAAAAACGUCCAAAUAGCAAAAUUUGGUAAAUUUUGUUAAUUGUGUCAUUUUGGCCGUUUUGAUCGUUUUGGUGAAUUUGGUCAUUUUGGAUAUCUUAAUAGUUUAAGUCAUUUUGGUAAAUUUAGUCAAUUUGAUCAUUUUGGGCAAUGUGGUCAUUUUAGCCAUUUUUAUUGUUUUGGUAUUUUUUGCCGUUUUGGUAAUUUUGAUCGGUUGGAUAAAUUGGUCAUUUUCGACAUUUUGAUCGUUUUAGUCAUUUUGACCGUUUUGGUAAAUUUGAUCGUUUUAGUCAUUUUGUCCAAUUUGGUAAAUUUGGUCAUUUUGAUCGUUUUGGUUUUUUUAGUCAUUUUGGUAAAUUUUGUUAUUUUGUCCAUCUUGGUCAAUUUGGUUAUUUUGAUUGUUUAGGUCAAAUUGGCCAUUUUGUUCGUUUUGGUCAAUUUUGUCAUUUUGGCCGUUUUGAUCGUUUUGGUCAAUUUUGUCAUUUUGGCCGUUUUGUUCGUUUUGGUCAAUUUGGUAAAUUUGGCUAUUUUGAUCGUUUUAGUCAUUUUGGUAAAUUUAGUGAAUUUGAUCAUUUUGGCCAAUUUGGUAUAUUGUUAUUUUUUUUAUCGUUUUGGUCAUUUUUUAUGUUUUUGUUCAUUUUGGUAAAUUCUGUCAUUUUGAUUGUUUAGGUUAAUUUGGCUAUUUUGAUCCGUUUGGUCAUUUUGACCGUUUUGGUAAAUUUGAUCGUUUUGGCCAAUGUAAUCAUUUUAGCCAUUUUUAUCGUUUUAGUCAUUUUGGCCGUUUUGGUAAUUUGAUCGUUUGGAUAAUGUGGUCUUUUUGGCCAUUUUGAUAGUUUUAGUAUUUUGGCCGUUUUGGUAAAUUUAGUCUAUUCGUGCUUGCCAUUUCUUUAGGGCACAUAACUUUUUUAGGCAAGAGUGUGUCCCUUUCACACCUUAUGUAAACUGUCAUUCGAGUGAUAGUGAUACACUAUUGUUUACAAAAGUUAUGUGCCCUUUUGAAAUUUUACUCUCCAAUUUGAUCAUUUUGGUCAAUUUGGCCGUUUUAGUCAUUUUGUCCAAUUUGUUCAUUUUGGUAAUUUUGAUCGUUUUGAUCGUUUUGGUCUUUUUGGUAAUUUUAGUUAUUUUGUUAUUUUGUCCAUUUUGGACAGUUUGAUCAUUUUGUUUGUUAAGGUUAAUUUGGUAAUUUUGGCCGUUUUGGUAAUAUUGUCUUUUUUGCCGUUUCAGUCAUUUUGUCCAGUUUGUUAAUUUUAGUCAUUUUGGGUUAAUUUGGUAAAUUUGAUUAUUUUGAUCGUUUUGGUAAUUUUAGUUUUUUUUGUUGUCAUUUUGGUCAUUUUGGUCAAUUUGGACAAUUUGAUCGUUUUGAUUAAUUUGGUAUUUUUGGUAAUUUUGAACGUUUUGAUCAUUUUUGGUUAUUUUGGUCAAUUUGGUAUUUCGGCCGUUUUGAUCUUUUUGGUCAAUUAUUUAUUUCGGUCUCGUGGCGCAGGGGUAGCGGCUUCGGCUGCCGAUCCCGAUGAUGCUAUGAGACGCGGGUUCGAUUCCCGCCUUAUCCACUGAGCUUCUAUCGGAUGGUGAAGUAAAACGUCGGUCCCGGUUUCUCCUGUCUCGUCAGAAGCGCUGGAGCAGAAAUCCCACGUUAGAGGAAGGCCAUGCCCCGGAGGGCGUAGUGCCAAUAGUUUCGUUUUCGUUUAAAAAAAUAUCAGAAAAUGUACUGAUUCUUGAUCAAUAAUAUUUUUAAACGAAUAGAAAUCCCACCAGCUAGGCAGAAAAAAAUUGAGCAAUCAUAAUUAGUUUUGUGUUAAACAAUUGAAUUCCCUUAUUGAAUUUAAAACAUUUUAAAAACUAGUUUCAAAAGCUUUGAACAAAAAAAACUGUGCUACUUGUUACGUGAUCUCUUCAAACAAAGAAGUAAAACCGGAAACUUUGAAAGGCUUUUCUCAGUAUCGAGCGAUCAUAGACAACAGAAAAAAAGAGAGACGAAGAUGAAGAAAGAAUCUACGAGUUUAAUUUGUAUAUACUUGAUUUGAUCCACUUCUUUCCUUCGAACCUGCCCCCACCUUUAGUAUAGAUUUGUUAGAAAUCGGGUUUGUUUAGUCAGUAAUGUUAAGUAUUUAUUACGAAAUCCAUUUCACCAUCAUUACGCUUUAGUGAGAAUAUUUAACGAGAAAAUUGUAGAUCGAAUUUGUUUGUUACAUUCAUCGCGUCGUUAAUAGGAAAAUAAAUAUUUAUUAAAUUUAAAGAAAUGAUAAAUUUUGUAGCGGGCACCCAUUUUUCCAUUUUUCAUAAAAUAAUACAGGAUUUGCAUUUGAAUUCCCACACAGACACACACAACGUUCGUUUAAUUUAGAUAAAUCGCUAAAAGUGUUUCCCCCCGUUUUUUCAUGGAAUGAAGUUUAAAAAAAAAAACUAAAUAGCAGUAAAAUCAUUCAUCUCAUUGUCACAUAAACACAACUUUUAGGCACUUUGAAAAGCAACCAAAAAAAAGCGACGAAAUAAUUUGUGUGCAGCGCCGCGCGUUGUGAAAACGGAAAUUUUGUCAUAAAAAAGGAAGUAGAUAGAAUCGCGAAAAAAAGCAAACAAACAAACAAAAAAAUCACGUUAUUGUUACGAGUAGGAGCGAAAGCAAAACGGUCUAGCGAAAUUUGAGAGCGGAAAAAAUCGGGGACCAAAGCCCAGUCAUGCCAAGUCACAGAAAACAAUAGAGAGAGAGCGAUAUCUGAACAACAAACAAACAAACAGGAAAGAGCAAAAUAACACAGGAAAACAUAUUUAAAAACAACCCAAAACAAUAACGUUUAAACACAGACAACACUUGGUUAUCAAGAGUGAAGCGAGAAAUAAGUGGAGACAAAUAGAACGGCAAAAAAAAACAAAACAUUUUAAAAAUAUAAGUGUAAAUGUAAAUCCAAACAACACACAUAAGACAGCACAAACAGAAAUCAUUGGAGAAGCAGACAGAAAAAAAACUAAAUAAAAUGUUGAUGUUACAAAUAAAACAUUAAAAAAAGCAUCAGUGACAUUUGUAUAAAUUUUAAACAAAGAAAAAAAAAACACAAGCGAAGAAAUCGCGGGCAGAAAGUUUAAUUUGGACAGAUUCGAAAAA
Molecule: messenger RNA, 9730 nt
Organism: Culex pipiens pallens (northern house mosquito)
Lineage: Eukaryota; Metazoa; Arthropoda; Insecta; Diptera; Culicidae
Gene: Neto
Exons: 12
Coding region: 1354-3594 (746 amino acids)
Molecular function (GO): protein binding
Source: RefSeq, a predicted model, not a curated record